CGGGGUAGCUCGAGUCCCGCCCCUCGGCUCUUGCAGGGGGAAGGGGAGGCGCAUGCGCACCCCGUGUUAGUGAUGGAGGAGAGAAGAUGGCGGAAGCGGAGUUUAAGGAUCACAGUGCAGCCAUGGAUAGCGAACCAAACUCUGGAACAUCUUCUGUGUCAACAACAGCCAGUAGCACUACCACCACCACCAUCACCACUUCCUCCUCUCGAAUGCAGCAACCACAGAUCUCUGUCUACAGUGGCUCAGACCGACACGCUGUUCAGGUAAUCCAACAGGCAUUGCACCGCCCUCCCAGCUCGGCUGCUCAGUACCUCCAGCAGAUGUACGCGGCUCAGCAACAGCACUUGAUGCUGCACACAGCUGCUCUUCAGCAGCAGCAUCUAAGCAGCUCCCAGCUCCAGAGCCUUGCUGCUGUUCAGGCAAGUUUGUCCAGUGGAAGACCAUCUACAUCCCCCACAGGAAGUGUCACACAACAGUCAAGUAUGUCCCAGACAUCUAUCAACCUCUCCACUUCUCCUACACCUGCUCAGUUGAUGAAUUGUUCCCAGGCUUCCAGUUCUACUAGUGGCAGUAUUACCCAACAGACGAUGUUACUAGGCAGUACCUCCCCUACCUUAACAGCCAGCCAAGCUCAAAUGUAUCUCCGAGCUCAGAUGCUGAUUUUCACACCCGCUACCACUGUGGCUGCUGUGCAGUCUGACAUUCCUGUUGUCUCGUCGUCAUCGUCACCUUCCUGUCAGUCUGCAGCUGCUCAGGUUCAGAAUUUAACAUUACGCAGCCAGAAGUUGGGUGUAUUAUCUAGCUCACAGAAUGGCCCACCAAAAAGCACUGGUCAAACUCAGUCACUGACAAUUUGCCAUAAUAAAACAACAGUGACCAGUUCUAAAAUCAGCCAACGAGACCCUUCUCCAGAGAGCAAGAAGGGAGGAAGCCCAAGUUUGGAAUCUCGAAGCACAGCAGUCACUCGGACAUCAAGCAUUCACCAGUUAAUAGCACCAGCUUCAUAUUCUCCAAUUCAACCUCAUUCUCUAAUCAAACAUCAACAGAUUCCUCUUCAUUCACCACCUCCUAAGGUUUCCCAUCAUCAGCUGAUUUUACAACAGCAACAACAGCAAAUUCAGCCAAUCACCCUUCAGAAUCCAACUCAAGAUCUGUCCCCAUCCCAGCACUGUAUUCCACUCCCAAACCAUGGCCUUUCUCCGGCUCCUAGUAAUGCCCAAUCACAGCAUUGCUCACCAAUUCAGAGCCAUCCCCCUCCUUUAACUGUGUCUCCCAACCAGGCACAGUCAGCACAGCAAUCUGUAGUGGUGUCUCCUCCUCCACCUCAUUCCCCAAGUCAGUCUCCUACUAUAAUUAUCCAUCCACAAGCACUUAUCCAGCCACACCCUCUUGUGUCUUCAGCUCUUCAAACAGGGCCAAAUUUGCAGCAGGCUACUGCUGAUCAGGUACAACCCACAGCACAGCUGAAUCUUCCAUCCCAUCUUCCACUUCCAGCAUCCCCUGUUGUACACAUUGGCCCAGUCCAACAGUCUGCCUUGGUGUCCCCUGCUCAGCAGAUUGUGUCUCCAACAUCACACCAGCAAUAUUCAACCCUGCAGUCAUCUCCACUUCCAAUUGCAACCCCUCCACAGAUGUCGACAUCUCCUCCAGCUCAGAUCCCACCACUGCCCUUGCAGUCUAUGCAGUCUUUACAAGUGCAGCCUGAAAUUCUAUCCCAGGGCCAGGUUUUGGUGCAGAAUGCGUUGGUGUCAGAAGAAGAGCUCCCUGCUGCAGAAGCUCUGGUCCAGUUGCCAUUUCAGACUCUUCCUCCUCCACAGACUGUUGCGGUAAAUCUCCAAGUACAACCAGCAGCACCCGUUGAUCCACCAGUGGGAAUGCAUUUGAACCAGUGUCAUCUGCACAAAGUUUUUUCUCUUAAGGUUUAUCAAGUAGAAGAUGUGUGUGAGGAAGAAAUGCCUGAGGACUCGGAUGAGUGUGCGAGGAUGGAUAGAACACCGCCACCACCCACUUUGUCUCCAGCAGCUAUCACUGUGGGGCGAGGGGAGGAUUUGACAUCUGAACAUCCUUUGUUAGAGCAAGUGGAGUUGCCUGCUGUGGCCUCAGUCAGUGCUUCAGUGAUUAAGUCACCAUCAGAUCCCGCCCAUGGCUCUGUUCCUCCACCACCACUCUUAAUUCCAGCUGCUGCCACAAGGAGCAGUAGCACAUCUAUGGCCAGCAGCACUCCCAACCUAGAAAACAAGCCUCCACAGGCUAUUGUCAAACCACAGAUCUUGACCCAUGUUAUUGAAGGCUUUGUGAUUCAGGAAGGAUUGGAGCCAUUUCCUGUGAGUCGUUCAUCUUUGCUGAUAGAACAACCUGUGAAAAAGAGGCCUCUUUUGGAUAAUCAGGUGGUGAAUUCUGUGUGUGUGCAGCCAGAGCUACAAAAUAACACAAAGCAUGCAGAUAACUCAUCUGACACAGAGAUGGAAGACAUGAUUGCAGAAGAGACAUUAGAAGAAAUGGAUAGUGAGUUGCUCAAGUGUGAAUUCUGUGGGAAAAUGGGAUAUCCUAAUGAAUUUUUACGGUCAAAACGAUUCUGUACUAUGUCAUGUGCCAAAAGGUACAAUGUUAGCUGUUCUAAAAAAUUUGCACUUAGUCGUUGGAAUCGUAAGCCUGAUAAUCAAAGUCUUGGGCAUCGGGGCCGUCGUCCAAGUGGCCCUGAAGGGACAGCAAGAGAACAUAUCCUUAGGCAGCUUCCAAUUACUUAUCCAUCUGCAGAAGAAGACUUGGCUUCUCAUGAAGAUUCUGUGCCCUCUGCUAUGACAACUCGUCUUCGAAGGCAGAGUGAGCGGGAAAGAGAACGUGAGCUUCGAGAUGUGAGAAUCAGGAAAAUGCCUGAGAACAGUGACUUGCUCCCAGUUGCACAGACAGAGCCCUCUAUAUGGACGGUCGAUGAUGUCUGGGCUUUCAUCCAUUCUUUGCCUGGCUGCCAGGAUGUUGCCGAUGAAUUCCGGGCACAAGAGAUUGAUGGACAGGCCCUGCUCUUGCUAAAAGAAGACCAUCUCAUGAGUGCAAUGAACAUCAAGCUGGGCCCAGCCCUGAAGAUUUGUGCACGCAUCAACUCUCUGAAGGACUCUUAACAGGAACCCAAGGCUUUCCUGUAAUAUCAGUUUUAUUCCUCUUAGUGGGUAAAGGUAAAGCCUCAUUUGGCUGAGAAUAUUAGACUGAUGAUGGAAGGCCAAGCACAUUGGGACUGCCACUUCCAGUGCCGACAUUUCUCUUCAGAUACCCUCACUCAUCAUACAUUUUCAUAAUUAGCCAACAUUGGUGAAGUUAAUUUUACCAAUUACAUACCACACUGAAAGACUUAUUACAGAGGCUCAUAUUUUUCAAAGAAACAUGUUAUACUAGAUAAUUUUUAAAGGUAAUAUUUAUCAAUUUAUCAUUAAUAUGAAAGAAUCGUUUAAAAAUAAUUUUUGAUUUACACCCCCCCCCCUUUGAUUCUGUUUUCUUAUAGGUUUUUCUACCCUGUUUGUUUUCCAAAGGUUAUCAUAGAGAUAUAGAGUAAUUUAGGAGCCCAUUGACAGAAUUGAAUGCAAUGAAAUAUCAGUAUGUUUUAAAAAACUUAUCUUCCAGACAAAUGUUUUGGCUGUGAAGAAAGAUUGUGUUCUUGCAUAAACAGUGUUUAUGGAGGUCACAAGAGACUUUCCUGCAAUCGGCAUAACUGAUAGUGGUUCUCUUGGUUUUGUACAUUAAGAGCAAUAGCUCUCAGUGGAGGUCUCUUUUUGUCCUCUAGGGGGCAUUUAGCAAUAUCUGGACACAUUCUGGUUGCCACAGCUUGUGGUUGAGUUUUGGGAGGGUUGUUACAGGAACUGAGGUGGUAGUGGCAGCCACAGAUGUUGCUGAAUAUCCCUCAGUGCACAGGACUAUUACCAAGAAUGAUACACUAUGGACACCAGUAGUGCCAAGGUUGAGAAGCCCUGGUGAACAGAGAGUGCUGCAUGUUGCUCUUUUUCACCUUCAGGGGCAUACUUAAAGAUAGGGUAUGAUAAGGAGUACAUGUUUAGUGAAGUAUUAUUCAGAUGGCAUUAAUGUUCUGAAGUUUUUGUUUUUUGUUUUUUUCCAGUUUUACUGUAUACUGGAAAAGGGAAGAAAAUCCAUAAAAUUGGUCUAUAAGAUUAGGUUAAUUUACAGAACAUGUGACUCUGAUAUGGCAUUGGCCCAUGUUCACCUUUUCCUGACUGUUGCUCUGCACUGAUGAAGGUGUAAGAUGCAGUCUUGCCUGGGAGCCUCUUCCAGCAAGGAGAGUUGGCAGUGGAGGUGUGAUCCCUUCCUCAUGCCUUUCUCAAAGCGACCCUGCUGAAUCUGUCUAUAAUGCACAUUUCUUUCUCCCUUUCUGAGUCCUUGGAUUCUUUCCACAAAGCAUUUAAAAUGAUUUCUCUUAAUCAAAAGUUUUUACUCAGCAGUUAUUUUUCUGUAGAGUUAGGACAUUAUGACAAAAUUUUCUGUGGGUACUCUGAGAGCCUUAAAGUGUGAGCAUCGGAAGACUUGAUGACAAGCUUGCUUUCUCUAUCUUUACUACAUCAUUGAGAAAUCAGAACAGUUAAAAAGGAGUGGAUAGCAGAUCCUUGGCCACAGAUGUAAGAGUCUGAGCUCACAUUUUCACUGCUCUAUUCAGAGAUUGUGUUGAGCUAAUAGAAGACUAAAAGACGUCACAAAGGUAUCACAGAUAUUUAUCUUUUGGCUUUGUGUACAUUAGAAAAUGUCAGUUAUUUUUAUACAAAAAUAUAGUGGGUAAUUUUUUUAAUCUUUAGAUGCCUCUUGUUUGAAUGUACGCUUGGUGGGAUUGUUAGUGUAGUAGUUUAAGAGGUGUUCACUGGUAGUCCUGUGUAGACUCAAAAUGUGUAAGUAGUGUGAGGCUCAUGUUUCAAACCUAAGGUAGUAUAAUCUCUGUUACAUAUUUCUUUAUAUCACAUUUUGUUAUUAAUGUUUCAAGGAAGAUAGGUAUUCUAUAGUCCAUCUCAUUUAUUAGCAAUGAGUCGUCAUGGCAGUUAUCAUACAUUUUCCCUUCAUUCUCCUAAACAGGCUAAGCAGCACUAAGAGAUUGCCUACUAUGUGAAGGAGGCACAAACGCACAUUUCCUCUGGAAUUAAAACUGUAUUGUAGUAAUCCAGUUAAUACAGACUUGAUUGUCCAGUAUAGACCUCCAGCAAUAAUGCUUCCCUCCUACAAAUACUUAAUAUAGCCUAUAACUCUACACUUCUACUAGAAUCAGCCCAUUGUGUGCUUAGGAGAAACCCCUGGGCCUAGCACUGUCUUUAAGCAUCCCUAAGCAUCUUACAAGAUGAGUUUCUAUUAGAGAAUGUCUUCUUGUCCAGAUCUUCUGUUGUCUGCACUUAAAUUCAACUAGAAAAUACACUUUUUUUUUCUACAAGUGGGUUGUUUUAUUUAGAAGUGGCUCAUUUGUUAUUUGGUAGUUCUCCCAUUGCUGCAGGUAUUUCUUUCUAGAUAAUUUAAUCAUCCUAAUUUGAAAACUUCAAUUACAUGUUAUGGGGACACACACCCUAUGUCCCCCUGUGUCCUGAGCAUUAGGCUGUUCAGUAUGGCAUAGAUAGGAAGGAUGCCAUUUUCUUUUCCUUUGUAGUACUAAGUUCUUUCUUGGAGAAAAAAAAAAAAGAUGACAAGCAGAAAGGGAACAUGGGUUCUUCCUAUUUUUGCUACCUGAGUUUGUAUUUCCUUACUUUAAACCCCCUUUUGCACUAGGAACCUACUUUUCACAUUUUAAGUUCUGUGUUCUUAGGAAAAUACACAGUUGGCUUGUAAAAGUUACUUUAUAUGACAAUACUUACAAGCUUUGUGUAGACAUUUGUGGGGCACAGCUACACAGCUUAAUUAUAAACCAACACAGCCCCAAGGAUGCUAUCUCCAUACUUGACAGCUUUGGUGACAUGCAACUGUGAUGGUUAAAUUCACUUCAUUUGCUGUGGAGUCUUUCUAAACAGAACUGUAAAGUCCAGGUUAAAGCUGUCACCUUCGAGGAGAGAUGCUAGUGAACGAACUAGAGUGGGCUAACAGGCAAAUGGAACUUCCCACUUGUUCAUUCCAUCAUUGCAACAUUGAACAAAUUUCUGCACUUUUGACAUUAAAAUUCAUGUUUUCCUAUAUAAAUAGAAGUGGUUUUCUGUGUUUUAGGAAUCCUGCUGCUUUCUUUUUGUUUCUUUGUAUUGGAAGACUAGUGUAUGAGACCAUGCCUUUGGAUAAUUUUUUUACGUGUCUUCAUAUAUUAAGUGCAAAAUUAUAGUCACUUACCUGUUUACAAAUAUCUUGGAUUGAAGUCUUUCACGGGACACAGUUUCUCACAAGUUUAGUUGUGUGCCUCAGAACUCAGAGCCCUUAAAAGGGCUCAGUGCUUUUCUGGACCAGAGUGGUAGGGAGGAAAUAUAGUCAAGUAAUUUUAGGCUUUGAUUUCAUGUGUGUAGGUGAUUUUAGAAAGAAGAAACUCUUACCGAUACAUGUGAAUGAAGCUGAUCUUGCAGCUAUGUCCAAUGUAUGCAACCUCGGUCAUACUGUUAAAGCAUUUCAAACAUGUUUUCAACAUGAGAGGCUGGCUAUAUGUGUGGUUUGAAGACUUUAUCCUUUGUGAAUGCCAGCAACAACUGCUGCCAACUGGUAUUGUUAGUGGCAUGGAAUGAAUGGCCUUGUCUUAUUUCCUUCAUUAACCCCCCUUUGUCCCCAACCCUACCCCAAAUAAACCACACAGGGCUUUCUUCUUAGUUCUUGGCUUGGGGUUGGGUAGCAUCCUGGCUUGGAAAUCUUCAUGAUUUUGUAACAAGGCUAGACCUUUAUAAUUUUACCAGUUGUAUUUCAAUGAAAGCCUUCUCCAUCUAUGCAAAUCAUUUCCUAGUUAUGUUUCUUGUGCACCAUAGGUCUGUGUGACUAGUUGUACCCUAACACGUUUUUUUGUUGUUUGUUUGUUUUGUUGGUGGUGGUGGUGUGGGGGGCAAAUAGGAAGGUGACACUGCUAGCUAAAUGAAGACAUUUAACGUGAUCCAUGGUAAUGGGUGGCUGGACUCCCAUUAUAGCAAUACAAAGGUCUUAGGGUAUGUGUUAGUUGUUUUGUUUGCUGGUACCAGGGACUGAAGUCAGUGUUUCACACUCCAUCCCUGAGCUUUCAUACUGUGUUUUUUGCUUGUUUGCCUAGACUAACCUGAAAUUGUUAUCCUCUGGCCUUUUCUCAAGUGCUGGAAUGAAGGUCUGUGCCACCAUGCCAAACCUAGCCCCUGGUGGUUUUAAAUGUCAAGAUUUUCCUGUAAUCAAAUAAGUUCUCUCUCUUAUCACCUGACCCUGCUGUGAGGCACUUUGAUGUUAUUAGUACCCAAGUGAGUGAUCCUGGAUUUCUGAAGAUAACCAGUAAGAAGGAGAGAGAGUACUGUUAAAAUUUACAAGUCUGUUGUGAGUGAGUGGCCAGAUUAGAGAGGAGUUUCCAAUUUAGAUACCACAGCUGAUGCAUGCAGUCUUGCAGCCGGUCAUGAAGAAAAGCACUGGUCAUGAAGAAAAGCACUGUAAGGUAGUUUGUUGUGUCUCAGUCUGAGGAUCGUUGACUGGCUGUUUCUCCUGACUAGGUCCCAGUAGGCACAGGCCUGCCUGUGUUCUUGGUGUAAAGCAGAAUGACUCAUGACAUGAACUAUUUAACUCACAAUCAUCAAUAUUGAUACUUUAUCCAUUUGGAGUAUUUUAUUUCAUCUCAAAGAUUGGUUUUCAAUUUAUAUGAGUAAAUAUCAGUAUUAGAAAUGGUAAAUUUUCUUAUUAAUAUUUAAUUUUAACCCAUUGAACCAUACUUCUUAAGAAAUUCUCUGGAAAGAUAUUUCUCUUGUGUUAGAUUAUAAAAUGCAUUAUCCUAUAGUUUAUAGCUGUUUCUUCAAUUUAAAAUGUUGGAAAUGACAUUAACUUUUUUAAAAAAAAGUUACCUAAAACAUUAAGAUCUUACAAGUGUGCAUAUUAGUUCUAGAAUUCAAUCUACUUUAGAAGUAUACUAAGAGAAAACUUUUCUUUUUGAAAGUCAGGAGGUACCAAGUGAAAUAUAAGUAUUGCCAUCAUGCUCCAGAAAAGAACAUUAGGAGCCCCUGCCCUCUGUAGUGAUGUGCUCCCAGCCUCCCUGAGACAGAGUCCCACAUGCACACACACACUUUCUGGCAAGUGCCAUAGUGAUGGGAAAUUAUUUUCAUGGGGAUUUUAUUGUUUUUCCCUUUUGAUAGGUUGCAGAUAUUUUUUUAUUUAAAAAUACAAUUUUAAUAAAAUGUGAGGUUUACAAUGAGCUUCUAACACCUUUUUUUAGGCCGAGGUCUUUCUAUUGCUUUUCAAGUGCUGUCCAUGAUAUUGCUGGUAUUGGGCAUGAAUCUAUAGAACGAUAAAACUUUAAAGAAGUAUGUACUGAAUGAAUUUUAAUUUUGAAAAAAAUCAGUAUAAAUUUAAAGAAUUAUGCUAACAUGGCAUAAUUUUAAUGAAAUAUAAGAGGGAUGUAGUUAAGUCCUUUUAUACUGUCUGAAUUAAUGCCAGUCAUCAUCUUAGAUAUUCAUAGUACCUAUUGCUUAUUGGCUUAAUGGAAUACGUCAGUGUUAACCUGUGCUUUGUAGACCUUUCUCUGACAGUGGUGAAGAGGGAUAGAGAUUAUAACAUCACUGGCACAAACAUGAACCCACUGUAGAAGGAAGGGACUUUUUUAGUCUUGCCUCAAGUAACCUAAAUAUGUACAGUGUUUAAAGCCCUUGUACAUAAUGCCUGUGUUAAAUGUUUGGUUGUACUAAAAAAUGAGCAAAAUUACUAUUUUUAUUCAGUAGUGAGUGACAUAAAUACAUUUGCUGCAUUACCAUGCUGAGUGGAGAUGAAACACUGUGGCUUUGAGACUUGGUAUUACCCAGAUGGCAAAUUAGCUGUGUGACACCUUGGGCAGUUGUUUGGCUUUUAAUCUCAUCUGAAUGAGUACCUGCACUACUAAAUAUGUUGACUUUUGGCAUAAGUCAUUAUUGAAGAAACACCUUCCCCAGCUCUAAAGUUACAUUCCUGAGCUACAUAAUCGGUAUUAAUUACCACUGGCCUGACUGAAUGGCACUCAUGCACUUAUUCAUCCAUUUGUAAACUAUUUGAUAACUUGGGUUGUGUGUAGCAUAUACAAGUAAAAAAAAAAAAAUCAAGUCUUCCCAAACAGCCUCACUGCUGCUUAAGCAUAUAUGUACUAACUCCCAGUUAAUGCCCUGUUGCCUGGGAACUGGGAUUCAAUGACACCCGAGGGUCCAAAUCACAUCCCCACUCUCAUACCACCUUUCACAUACUUCACAUCUGUUGACAACAGUAAGGACACCUACCAUAACCAACUCUGAGUGUUGUGACAGGCAGUGUCAGGGCUAGUCCUGUGCAUGGUAUGCAGCAGGAUGACAGAAGCUGAUGUGGAAUCAUUAUGCAUCUUUAGUUGCAAAGAUUUAUAUCCAUUAUUGAUUGAUAGUGGAGCAGUUGUCCAAAACAGACAUCUGAAAGGAGGUCAGGAGAACAGGCUGCUGCCACCGCUUUGUAGAGUUGAUUGCAUUGUGUGCUGCAGCCAGUCAGAAGGGGUGUACACUGCACCAUGAAGGAAGGCAGCACUGGUAACAAGGCAGGUCCUGCUGCGCCGCUGGCCAGCAUUUGAGGAGUAAAGAUGGAAUCAGAUUUAACUGGGUAAAUUCCCCUGUCACUCUGGGAUUCUGUGAAUCAGGUUGUAAAUUUUACUUUAAAUACUAACAUCAGUUGAUACUAACAUUCUUUAUAAAGAUAUAAAAGUAUAUUUUAAAAGCUUUUAUGUAUCAUAGCUGUAGCUUUUUAAGGUGGGAAAAUGUCCAAAUAAAGUGUCUGAUUACUAUAUAUAAUAGAUGCUUUCAAACAGGCUUUUUUUUUUAAGGUAUACUAAUCUAAAUAGCCCAAUAAUUUGGCCUUGUAAAUUGCUCUAUGAUGCUGGUUACUUUUAAAGUGCUUUAAGUUCUUUAAAGUAUACCUAAGUUGUAAAGUAUCCCAUGCUGUUUAGAUCUCUGUUGCAUUGAUGCUGUUUUUAUAUAUGUAUUCUUGGAACUUUAGGAUUCAGCCAAGAAUACAGAGAUUGAAAUUUGUUGUGUGAUUUUUCACAUUGAUCACCUCAUUCAAAAGAUGGGUCUCCUUUUUCUUUUUCCAAAAUUCUGAAAUUCUUGGGAAGUGCAGGAUUGUGCUACAAAUGAAGGUUGCAUGCUGCAGAUAGUUGUGCAUAGGGGCAGAUGCUGACAGGAGGAAAAGGCACUUCUUCAAGCCUCUUGAUUCAGUUAGAAUGUUCUGUCUUUUUACUGCUUUUAAUUUGGUUCACAGGAGCAAGCUGCUGUGACUUUUUUUUUUAUGUUUUAAGCACAUUUUUUUAAAAAUCUUCCUUUUGGUUCUUCCUAUUGUUCUAAAAUCAAAGUUUCAUAAUAAAAAAAUUCUCAGAUGAUGAUUCAUCAAGGAAAAAAGCACCACCAAGGGGGGAAAAUUUUUGUUUUAAUCUUAGAGAAAGCAAAUAUUAAGGUUCUAUGGAUGCGUCUUACAUGGGUGUUGUAUAGUCCUCACAGGAAAUGACAUAGUUAUAGCACCUUAGCAUAGACUUCCUAGACUGGUGUUCAUAGCUACAGUUUUACAAUGUAGAACCUGAAAAUGAAGUUAAUUUUGCAUUAUAAGAGCACACCAUUAUCUAUGUAAAAAGUGUUCAUUUGAUGUAUUUUUUUAAGAAAAGAGAAAGCACUUUCAUAUUAAGUCGCAUGUGUAUGAAUUUUAGACUUCCUGUUUGUGUGUCUAUUCAGUGACUAAAAUGGAGCAUCAGAUGUUUGCUGGCAACGUUAACUGCUAAUGGAAGCACCUUAUACUCUGCUGCUUACACUUGCUUGGAUUGCACCUUUGUCACCUGCACACUUUCACAUUAGAGUAUUGGCUUCGAGUGGCUCUGGGUGGAAGGUCAGUGGUGGGCCUACAGGAUCUUUUAUUUAUGUUGUUUAUAUUACAAUAAUAUAUUGUAGACCAGUUGUAACUUCAGUUCUUUACAAAUAAAAACCUGACUGGUUAUUGCA
Molecule: messenger RNA, 11072 nt
Organism: Cricetulus griseus (Chinese hamster)
Lineage: Eukaryota; Metazoa; Chordata; Mammalia; Rodentia; Cricetidae
Source: RefSeq, a predicted model, not a curated record